AUGGAGGAGCUGGGGUUUGAGGACGACAGCUUCACAGGGCCACUGCCCAAGGAGUGGGCCAAGAUGAGCAAGCUCAGGAAGCUGUUCCUCCAUGUAAACAAGCUGACAGGCACGCUGAGCUCCAACUUUGGCAACGCCUGGCCGGCCAUGGAGGACCUCUUUCUGUCAUUCAACCGUUUUGCGGGGCCCCUGCCCAGUGAAUGGGCCGGGCUGCGCAGGCUGCGGCUGCUGCACCUGGCUACGAACAAGCUCACUGGCACGCUCAGCCCCAGCUUUGGCGCUGCCUGGCCGGCCAUGGAGGAGCUGCACUUGCACAGCAACGGGUUAACUGGGCCCCUGCGCAAGGAGUGGGCCAAAAUGGGCAAGCUCAGGAGGCUGCGCCUUGAUGGGAACAAGCUCACUGGCACGCUGAGCCCGGACUUCGGCGCUGCCUGGCCGGCCAUGGAGGAGCUGCACUUGGACAGCAACGGGUUAACUGGGCCCCUGCCCAAGGAAUGGGCCAAAAUGGGCAAGCUCAGGAACCUGCGCCUUGAUGGGAACAAGCUCACUGGCACGCAGAGCCCGGACUUCGGCGCUGCCUGGCCGGCCAUGGAGGAGCUGAUGUUGUAUAAGAACGGUUUCACAGGGCCGCUUCCUGAGGAGUGGGCCAAGCUGAGCAAUCUGAAGAAAUUAUACAUCCACGCGAACAAGCUCACUGGCACGCUCAGCCCCGGCUUUGGCGCCGCCUGGCCGGACAUGGAGGAGCUGAACCUGGGCACCAACGGCUUCACGGGGCCACUGCCCAGGGAGUGGGCCAAGAUGGACAAGCUCAAGAAGCUGCACAUGAAUAAGAACACGCUCACGGGCACCCUAAGCCCCGACUUUGGUACUUCUUGGCCAGCCAUGGAGGAGCUGAGGUUGUACGAGAACGGCUUCACAGGGGCACUGCCGCAACACACGAACAAGCUCUCUGGAACCCUCAGCCCCGACUUUGGUGCGUCCUGGCCGGCCAUGGAGACGCUGCUGUUGCACGAGAACGGCUUCACAGGGCCACUGCCUGAGGAGUGGGCCAGGAUGGGCAGGCUCAAGAACCUGUACCUUCGCGUGAACAAGCUUACGGGCACGCUCAGCCCCAGCUUUGGCGCUGCCUGGCCGGCUAUGGAGAACCUGAACCUGCGAACCAACGGCUUCACAGGGCCACUGCCCAAGGAGUGGGCCAAGAUGAGCAAACUGAGGUUACUGGUUCUUGAGUGA
Molecule: messenger RNA, 1233 nt
Organism: Monoraphidium neglectum
Lineage: Eukaryota; Viridiplantae; Chlorophyta; Chlorophyceae; Sphaeropleales; Selenastraceae
Product: surface antigen-like protein
Exons: 9
Coding region: 1-1233 (410 amino acids)
Molecular function (GO): protein binding
Source: RefSeq, a predicted model, not a curated record